CAAACGGACUGACCAAACAAAUCACGGAGCACUCAGCAGAGGACAGCCGGGGACGCUCACGCCGCUGUUAGAGAUGUCCCUGCUAUGUGUGGGAGUGAAGAAAGCCAAGCUGGAUGGACCCCAAGAGAAGUUCAACACUUAUGUGACUCUAAAGGUACAAAAUGUGAAGAGCACAACCAUCGCUGUCAGGGGCAACUUGCCCAGCUGGGAGCAAGACUUCAUGUUUGAAAUUAACCGCCUGGAUCUAGGUCUGACAGUAGAGGUGUGGAACAAAGGGUUAAUCUGGGACACCAUGGUCGGCACUGUGUGGAUUCCCCUGCGUAGCAUCCGACAGUCAAAUGAGGAAGGUCCAGGGGAGUGGCUCACACUGGACUCUCAGGUCAUCAUGUCUGAUAAUGAGAUCUGCGGCACCAAAGAUCCCACUCUCCACCUGGUGCUGCUCGACACACGCUUUGAACUGCCUCUAGAUAUCCCAGAGGAUGAGGCGCGGUACUGGGCCAAAAAACUGGAGCAGCUCAACGCCAUGAGGGACCAAGAUUAUUCAUACCAGGAGGAACAGGAACGCCCUCUCCGUGUACCAGGCACCCAGUGCUGUAAUUGGAGCCUAUGGGGAGACCAACAAAAUGAAGAUCCAGACAGUGCCGUGGAUGACAGGGACAGUGACUAUCGCAGUGAAACCAGUAACAGCAUCCCCCCUCCCUACUACAGCACAUCUCAGCCCAACGCCUCCGUCCAUCAAUAUCCCAUCAGCCACCAGCACCGCAACUCCAGAAGCUUCUCUUACCCGCGCUCGGGCAACGGCCACGACCUUGACUACCACCAUCAGAGGACUGUCAGUCCCACAGGGAGUUAUGCAUCGUCUGCAGAGCUGAGUCGGUGCAGCAGUCAGCUGAGUGAGGAGGACUAUGGCGGUGAGUACGGAGAGAGGGACCCAUACGACGAGAACGACUCCUACCACUCCUGCCAUUCCUCGGUUAGCUACAGCAAAGGCUCCCCAGACUGGGACCCUGACGAGACGCAGGGGGCAUACAGCGAUGAAGGUGGCUACAGCAAAGACGGAGGAGAGGACGUGGCUCUGUACGAAGAGGAUGAUGGAGGACUGUAUGAGGGAGAAGAGGAUGGCCUCUAUGAGGAUGAUGAGAUGAUGUAUGAUGAUGAGGAUUUAUACAAUGUGGACGGGACCCUCAGUGAGGACAUGGAGCCUCCAUUCACUCCAACACCUACGUCAACUGCCCCUCCAACUCUUGAUGUACCCAGUUCCAGACCUCCUCUAGAAAAACAGCCCUCCCUACACCAACAGCAGCCCUCUACCCAACCCUCCAACCAAACAUCCAACCAGGCUCAUCCUCCUGGUACGGCCCCAGCAGCACAGCCUCCCUCUGGUCAACCCACAAGCCAACCACCUAAACAGCCCCAACCCCAAACACAGCCUCAGCCUCAGCCAGCCCCAUCUGCCACUUCCUUCUUCUCAAUGGCCAAACCUCUAACAGCUGCAGUCACAGGCCUGGCCUCUACUUUCCUGUCUUCGGUUCCCACCGCCCAGCCUGCCCAGUCUCACCCUCCAGCCUCAGCUGCAUCUCAACAGCAACAGUCUGUUGCAUCCAGCUCUGUCCCUCCAUCCCACCCAGCCACCAUAGCUGCCACCUCAGCCUCUCAGCCCCCCUCCACUGCCACGGGCCCUUCCUCCCAACAAAUCCCAUCCUCCGCACAGCCCCAAUCUCAAUUCAGUGAUCCUGCCACCACACAGUCAGCUGCCCCUGAGGACCAUCUUCACCAGGAGGAGGAACCAUGGCUAGAAGAGGAAAUGAUGUUGGAAAGGGAGGCCAGAACGCCUCCUGCCCAGCCAGAGGAGAAGCUCCCUAUGGAGGAAAAGGAGGAGAAGUCUGAAGAGAGCAGACCGCCGACGCCAGAGGAGUUAAAAGAGAUGCCGCCUGAGAGUCCUCCAGUUAUAGAGGAGCCCAAAGAGCCAGUAGAUCCAGCAGUCAGAGCCAAAGAGAACUGGCUAAGGCUUUACAACAAGGUCUUAGAGCAGCUUCGGGAGGCUCGAGGAGAGACCUCCAGCUCACUGUGGUUUGGUAAAGGAGGAAUGGGAGGUGCGCUAUACAGUAUUGACAGCAUGCCUGACCUUCGCAAGAGGAAAGCCAUUCCUCUUGUCAGAGAUCUGGCCAUGUCUCUAGUGCAGAACUCUCGUAAAGCCGGAAUCACAUCAGCCAUGGCUUCCACCACUCUUGGCAAUGAAGAGCUGAAGAGCCAUGUGUACAAAAAGACCCUGCAGGCUCUGAUCUACCCCAUUUCCUCCACUACUCCGCACAACUUUGAGGUGUGGACAGCCACCACCCCCACCUACUGCUAUGAAUGUGAGGGGCUGCUGUGGGGUAUCGCCCGCCAAGGCAUGCGCUGCUCUGAGUGCGGCGUCAAAUGCCAUGAAAAGUGCCAGGAUCUGCUCAACGCAGACUGUCUGCAGAGAGCUGCAGAGAAGAGCUCAAAGCACGGGGCUGAGGACCGAACCCAGAACAUCAUCAUGGUCCUGAAGGACCGCAUGAAGAUCAGAGAGAGGAACAAACCGGAGAUCUUUGAGCUGAUACAGGAAGUGUUUGGCCUCGACAAAUCAACACACGCCACGCACAUGAAACAGAUCAAGCAGAGCGUGCUUGACGGGACCUCAAAAUGGUCAGCGAAGAUCAGCAUCACUGUUGUAUGUGCUCAGGGCCUGCAGGCUAAAGACAAAACAGGUUCCAGUGACCCUUAUGUCACCGUUCAAGUUGGAAAGACCAAGAAGAGGACCAAGACCAUCUAUGGCAACCUCAACCCUGUGUGGGAAGAAAAUUUCCACUUUGAAUGCCACAAUUCGUCUGAUCGCAUCAAGGUCCGUGUGUGGGACGAGGACGACGACAUCAAGUCUCGCGUGAAACAGAGGUUCAAACGUGAGAGCGAUGACUUCCUGGGUCAAACAAUCAUCGAAGUUCGCACUCUGAGCGGGGAGAUGGACGUUUGGUACAACCUGGACAAGAGAACAGAUAAGUCUGCUGUGUCGGGAGCCAUCCGGAUGCACAUAAGUGUGGAGAUCAAGGGAGAGGAGACGGUAGCUCCCUACCAUGUCCAGUACACCUGUCUACACGAGCAUCUGUUCCAGUACACCACCGAGGAGCAGAAUGGAGGUGUAGUAAAGAUCCCUGAUGCCAAAGGAGAUGACGCCUGGAAGGUGUAUUUUGAGGAGACGGCUCAGGAAAUAGUGGACGAGUUCGCCAUGAGAUAUGGAGUAGAGUCCAUCUACCAGGCCAUGACCCACUUUGCCUGCUUGUCAUCUAAGUACAUGUGCCCAGGAGUGCCAGCCGUGAUGAGCACCUUGCUGGCCAACAUCAACGCUUACUACGCCCACACCACCCAGUCCUCCAACAAUGUUUCUGCCUCUGACAGAUUUGCUGCAUCAAACUUUGGCAAGGAGAGGUUUGUCAAACUGCUGGAUCAGCUGCACAACUCCCUGAGGAUCGACCUGUCCAUGUACCGGAAUAACUUCCCUGCCAGCAGUCCUGAAAGACUUCAAGAUCUCAAGUCUACUGUUGAUCUCUUGACAAGCAUCACAUUCUUCAGGAUGAAAGUCCAGGAGCUGCAGAGUCCCCCCAGGGCAAGCCAGGUGGUGAAGGACUGUGUGAAAGCCUGUCUCAACUCCACCUACGAGUAUAUUUUCAACAACUGCCACGACCUCUACAACAGGGAAUAUCAAACAGACCCUUCAAAGGCAGUCCCUCCAGAUGAGCAGGGUCCCAGCAUCAAGAACCUGGAUUUCUGGUCCAAACUCAUCACCCUCAUCGUCUCCAUUAUAGAGGAGGACAAAAACUCCUACACUCCUUGCCUUAAUCAGUUUCCCCAAGAACUGAAUGUGGGCAAGAUCAGUGCCGAGGUCAUGUGGAAUAUGUUUGCACAAGAUAUGAAAUAUGCCAUGGAGGAGCAUGAGAAGCAUCGCCUGUGUAAAAGCGCAGAUUAUAUGAACUUGCACUUCAAGGUGAAGUGGCUCUAUAAUGAGUACUGCAAGGAGCUGCCCACUUUCCAGAAGCACGUACCUGAAUAUCCAGCCUGGUUUGAGCCAUUUGUCAUCAUGUGGUUAGAUGAAAAUGAAGAAGUGUCCAGAGAUUUUCUCCACGGAGCCCUGGAGAGGGACAAAAAAGAUGGGUUCCAGGUCACGUCAGAGCACGCUUUGUUCUCCUGCUCAGUGGUGGACGUGUUCUCUCAGCUCAAUCAAAGCUUUGAAAUCAUCCGCAAACUGGAGUGUCCUGACCCUCAGAUCGUUGGGAACUACAUGAAGAGAUUCGCCAAGACCAUUGGCAAUGUCCUGUUGUCUUAUGCUGACAUCAUUGCAAAGGACUUUCCGAAUCAUGUCAAGAAGGAGAAAGUACCAUGUAUCAUCAUCAAUAACAUCCAGCAGCUCAGAGUUCAGUUGGAGAAAAUGUUUGAGGCCAUGGGAGGCAAAGACCUCAAUGUGGAGGCUAGUGACUUCCUGAAGGAGCUGCAAAACAAACUCAACAGCGUCAUGGAUGACCUGAGCCGCAUCUUUGCAGUCAGUUUCCAGCCCCAGAUCGAGGACAACGUGAGACAGAUGGGGGACAUCCUAGCUCAAGUAAAAGGUCAGACCGUACCAGCCAAUGGCAGCGUGGUUCAGGAGGCAGACAAUGUCUUGCAACCCAUUAUGGACUUCCUGGACAGCAACCUGUCGCUGUUUGCUAAGAUCUGUGAGAAGACAGUCCUGAAGAGAGUGCUGAAGGAGCUGUGGAAACUAGUGAUGAACACAAUGGAAAAAACAAUUGUUCUUCCAACACUUACUGACCAGACGGGCACCCAGAUGAUCUUCAAUGCUGCUAAAGAGCUGGGCCAGCUUUCCAAGCUCAAGGAGCACAUGGGGCGAGAGGAGGCCAAAGCUCUGACUCCUAAACAGUGUGCAGUAAUAGAGCUGGCACUGGAUACUAUAAAGCAAUACUUCCAUGCCGGUGGUGUGGGCCUGAAGAAAACAUUCUUGGAAAAGAGUCCAGACCUACAGUCUCUGCGCUACGCCUUGUCUCUGUACACGCAGGCCACAGACAAACUCAUCAGGAAGUUUGUCCUCUCGCAGAACGCUCAGGUCCACGGAGGGAAAGGGAUCAGGUACACGGCAAACGAAGACACACCGCCGGAGAAAGCAUCUGGAGUGGAUGCAGUUGGCGAGGUAGUCAUGAACGUGGAUAUCUUACCCCAGCCUAACGGAGAACACAAGAUCAGUGUCAAAGUGGUGGCUGCUAAUGACUUGAAAUGGAAGGCGCAGGGCUUCAGGCCCUUUGUGGAGGUCUACAUCAUUGGCCCUCACCUCAGCGACAAGAAGAGGAAGUUUGCCACCAAGUCCAAGAACAACAGCUGGUCACCCAAGUUCAAUGAGAGCUUCCAGUACUCCCUGGGCACUGAGGUGGGUCCAGAGAGCUACGAGCUGCAGGUGUGCGUGAAGGACUACUGCUUUGCCAGAGAGGACCGCACCGUGGGCAUGGCCGUGCUGCAGGUGAAGGACAUGGCCAACAAGAACAGCGUCACCUGCUGGCUGCCGCUGGGCAGACGCGUCCACAUGGACGAGACGGGCCUGACGGUGCUGCGCAUCCUCUCUCAGCGCAACAAUGACGACGUGGCCAAAGAGUUUGUGAAGCUCAAGUCGGACCAGCGCUCUGCUGAGGAGGGCCGCAGCUGAGGGAGGAAGAGGAAGAAGAGGAAGAGGAGGAGGAGAGCGACACACACGUGUGCACAAAAACACCAGAGACAAAAUCGAAAGACGCAGUAUUACGCACACAUAGUACUCACACACCCACACAGAUGUGCAAUACACAAGCACACACAUAAAAAAGCUCUAUUGUACAUAUAUCUGCAUACAUUAUGCAACAUUUCCAUUGCAAUGGUAUCAAUGCAAACAUGGAGGAAUAUGUUUAUAAAUAAUAAUAAUGAUGAUUUAAAAAAUCAGAUUUAAUUUUGAAUAUCUCAACAACUCAACUCAGACCUCUCAGUUUAAGGUUAGCCUCACGUUAGCAAGCAAUUGUCAGUCCCUCCCUCGCUCUUUCCAGUAACACAUCCCACCUUUUUAUACGCUGUACAUUUAGAUGUGAUAUAAUGCAACGCAGAACAGCAACAGAACCGUGUGAAUAGUUGGAGAACGACCACUUUGCACUUUUGCUUCUCUGUAUCUUCAGGAGAGCAGUCCUCGCCUAGCUAUGCUCUGUCCGUCCGUCCGUCCCUCCGUCUGCUUGCCUGCCUGCCUGCCGUUCUCACCCCUCAACUACCCCGCCCCCCCCUCCCCAACCCGGUAUUCCCUCUGCGUAGUCUUCCCAUGGUGUGACGUAUUGCGUAACUUGGGAGUUCAGGCACAGAUGUAAAAUCAGCUUCCUUCAUGCCACCCCCCCAAAAGCCCCACACAGAAAGAAACACACAACACUGACCUUAGAUCAGUGUCCAGGGGUGGGAGGUGGGGGGCCACAUAUCUGUUUCUCUGUCCUGUAAUGUACCAACGUCCUGCAUGUUGACCCCAGGGACACUGUGAUUCACCAUGGCAACCGCUCCCCUCCCACAGAAAAGAUGGCUGCCUCCGAUACAUGACCUGUGUGAGCAUGGUGCAUAUAACCCUGGUUUAAAAAGGUUUUUUUCAAAUCAGACCUGACUUAACCUUCACGAUCCUGGAGGAAGCAGACCAACGAAGCUGAGCCUGAUCUGUGAUGCGUUGACAGAGGCAAAGGUUGUGGCCACAAUGUGCAUUUUGUUUUAACUUUAUUUGCUUCACAUCGCCACAAACGGAGCAAUACCCCAGCGUCCGAACACAUCUACACCCCACCCUUAAGAGUGCACAUAAACUCCGAAAAGGGCUACAGGAUCAGUGGACUGGGAUGUCGGUUUACGCACUAAUACGUACUGUCCGCGCUACUGUUGGCAAAUUGACCACAAAGUGUCACCCCCACCCCUCACCCCACCUCCUCCACCUGCUCAGCCACAGACACACCACCACACUGCAGACACGCCAGGACUCAGAAAAGUCUCUCAUGAGCGACACCGUGGAGGAACUUGAAAUAAAAUCCACAUGAAGCACCCUCCUCCUGAUCGCCUGCACACGUAUCUAAACCCCCUAUCUCUUAAAAGGCAAUAGUGGUUUGUUUGUACCUUCUCUGAACCUCGUGGUUUUUAUGAAGAGCAAAGCCUCUGUUAAACACUGCUGUGUCUUUUGUCGAUGUGUGCGUGCAUGUGUGUGAAGGUGUGUGAGGGUGUGUGUGUGUGUGUGGGCUCUGAGAUUGUGAGCAAUAUAUUGUACCUACAUACCCAAAAAUGUAUGCGCUGUCAGUGCAACUACAGGAGCACCAACUGCAAUAUCCAGAUCCAAGGAAUGGGAAACUUAUGAUUCUUUUUUUUUAAUGUGUAAAUCACUAAGAUAUUUUAUUUAUGGACUCAUAAAAUCCCCAUUCCCUUUUGAACUGUACACUAUUUCUCGCAUGAUUUGGAUAAGAGAGAAAGAAGGUGUUUUAAUUGCCAUUUGCCUUUUUUAGGACCAAAUUUGCACGAACCAGAGCUCAUGUUUGUUUUGUUUUGUUUUUUUGUUUUUUUCCAAAGAAAGAAGCCAUCAGAGUCACCGCCAAGCAUUUAUGGUGUUCAAUUAUUAGUCUCGUCAUGUGCUUUGAUGCAAAACAACAACAACAGCAACAAAAAGAGGUGAGCAAACACUCACAGUCGUAGUCCGGUUUGUCCUGUAGCGUCUCUGUGAAACUUUAAUGAUGUUGUGCGACAGUCAGUAAAAGCUGCAGGAGGUUUUUCUUUCUUUUUUUUUCCUGUCGCCACGUGGAGCUACAUCAGACAUCACUGCUGGCCUGUCACAUGUUGUCUUUACAGAAUACUGUUGUAUGCUACCAAAUACAAAUCUUCUGAAUGUUAUUAAUCCUCAGCAGAGCCUUCUUUCUACGAUCAAAGGGAUGUUUAAUCCACAAAACCGUGACUAGCUUGGGAACACCAACUCAUGCCUUUUGAUUUAAGGCCUCCGAAAGUUCACUUAAAUCAACAGAUUGUAUGUUCAAUCAUGUUAGAUUACUGAUAUUUAUUUAUUGUUUUUGGGUGAACUAGCCUUUUAAAGUUAGCUAUCUUUGUGACAUUUAACACACAGUGCAGUUACAUUGUUGUCUAAGUAAUCCCAGGGCUCAAGACGAAACUCGACACGUCAGGUUGUAGCUGAAAAAAGCAACAACAAUAAGAAAAAACAAACAAACAAACAAACAAAAACACGUGAUCGUCCAGUUCGGGGCUUGUCGGUUGCCUGCUUCAUGUAUCUACACAUUGACCACCACACGCACACCUACACACACACAGACACACACACAUCUCUGCUCAAGCACAAAAGGGCACAUGUUUAGAUGACACACAUGCAUGCAUGCACGCCGACACAACUCUGUGGAGACCAAUGAUGCCCACUCUGUGAAUAGAAUCAACUUAAAAUUGCAUGACGGGAAACUUUAGUGUGCCAGCACGUGUCUCUUUGAUGUUACUUGACUUUUUAUUUUACUUUUUUUUUUAUUUCUAAUGCUAUGUAAUGAUAACUCAUCAAUGUUUUUUUGUUUAUUUUUUGUGUCUUUUUCAAAAACGCUUGUGAAUACGUCUUCUGUAACCAAUAUGAAUGUAGUGUGAACACAGAACUCGCAUGAGAGAAUUAUUUUCUACUGAGGAUGUUUCUAAUUUGUUUCUUAUCAUUAUUGAUUGUUCUUUAAUGAGGAUGAAGUGGAACUGGAAUGCAGCCUGAUUGUGAUCUGCUUCCUAUUAAAAGGACAU
Messenger RNA from Toxotes jaculatrix (banded archerfish), 8802 nucleotides. RefSeq names its product protein unc-13 homolog A-like. Gene Ontology annotation, molecular function: diacylglycerol binding; calmodulin binding; calcium ion binding. The record is from RefSeq and is a predicted model, not a curated record. Lineage: Eukaryota; Metazoa; Chordata; Actinopteri; Toxotidae. Gene Ontology annotation, cellular component: terminal bouton; synaptic vesicle membrane; neuromuscular junction. Bases 74 to 5704 code for a protein of 1876 amino acids. Gene Ontology annotation, biological process: synaptic transmission, glutamatergic; synaptic vesicle priming; neuromuscular junction development. The transcript has 42 exons.